AUGGCGACCGGAGCGGGCGCAUCGACUAAACCGCAUUAUAACUUGGAAGAUGCCCCGGCACUCUUCGAAAAGUUUAUCAGGGACUACGACAAAGUGUACAUAGAUGAGGCGGACCGCGCCGUCCAUUAUGAGGCAUUUGUGAGACGGCUGGAACAAAUCAAUAAGGCUAAUGCACAGAGUACGUCGGCCACGUACGACAUAAACAAGUUCGCAGAUUACACUCCGCAAGACAGAAAACAUCUCACUGGUGUCCUUCAUCCGAAUGAUAAAUGA
Messenger RNA from Leptosia nina, 273 nucleotides. The record is from the annotation of a GenBank genome assembly. Lineage: Eukaryota; Metazoa; Arthropoda; Insecta; Lepidoptera; Pieridae.